AUGAAGAAGGGAAGAGUGAGCCCCGAAUUUCCCGAUCUGGAGGUUAAACCAUCAAUGUCUGAUAGAUUCCAGUUCUCUGCAGGAAAUGCUCAAGACCUGGUGCAGAAGAAUAUUCAGGACACGGGGAGCUGUCGGCGUAUCCUGGAACAUUGGAGAAUGAUCCUCGUCAUCAUUAUUCCCAUCACUGCCAUGAUCGUCUUUUCAUCCUUCAACCUUAGCGAGGCAAUACAGCUGAAGAUGGCGACAGAUUCUGCCAUUACGCAGAUCAACUCCGCUCAACAGGUUGCUAGUCUUAUUCAAAUGCUUCAGCGAGAAAGGGGACGAUCCACCACUUAUCUCAGCAUUAAUGGAAACAUGUCAGAUGCCCGAGGUCUACUUCAGAUAGCACAACAGAACACGGACAAAAGUUUCCAAAAUGUGCCCUCAGGAAGUAAAAUAUUUUCUGUGACAAAUACAGAAUGUAUAAAAAGUGACAUACUUUCAAAUAUAAAAGAAAUGAGAGACAAAAUAUGGAAAUUUAAUCUCACAGUCUUAGAAGUUUUAGAUUUUUAUACAUGUGUAAAUAAUGUCUUGAUGAAUGAUAUCUUGUCCGAUGUAGAAGUCCCUGAAGGAAAGCAUCUUUAUUCCAAACUAGUCGUGCUUAUGGCCCUUCUCCGUCACAUGGACCUCGUGGGUAUUCAGAGGGCCAGAAUAGCUUACCUCUUCACAACGUGUGGAUUUACGGACAAUGAAUUCCGAAUAUACAAGUACAUUGAAGGAAAGUCAAAGUCAUAUCUAGACAUUGUAUUUGACUAUGACUCUAGUAUAAAGAACACGUACAAAGAGAGCGGCAUAGACCCGGAUGAAUAUCUCCAUGAAGUAAGUCAAAAAGUCUGGUCUCAGAGUUAUUAUUCUGAAUGCACGAACCAAAAAGAGGAUGAAAGGUUUGCGAUUAGCAUUGAAUGGUUUAAAAAUAUUACCCAAUUUAUUGACUUUGAUUUUGUCGUACAUUAUAAUUCUUCUAGAUUGUUGAAGGAAAAUCUUUCAGAAAUUCGAAGUGAUGCUGAGUUUCGUUUCGCAUUAUUCAUAUCCCUACAAGUGUUUGUGACGUUAUCAAGUUUCACCCUGCUAGCAUGGUACAUCUCGUGCGUAAACAGAAUGACGUUACGAUUGGCCAAGUACGCCAGUAAUAUCAAAUCCAAAACCAAGGAACUCGCCAAGGAAAAGCGGCUCACCGAUAAACUUCUUUAUCGUAUGUUACCUAUGAAAAUUGCAAUGCAACUCAAAUCGAAUGGAUGCGCACCUGCUGAGGAAUUUUCCCAAGCUUCUGUCUAUUUCAGUGACGUCGUUGGCUUCACUUCCUUGUGCAGUAGAUGUUCCCCUAUGCAAGUUAUUGACUUGCUGAACGAAAUGUAUUCUCUGUUUGAUGAUUGCAUUGACAAGUAUGACGUCUACAAGGUCGAGACAAUCGGAGAUGCCUACAUGGUCACUAGUGGAAUCCCUGUUCCAAAUGGACAUUUGCACGCACUACAUAUCUCCAAUAUGUCACUGGACAUUCGAGACAGCAUGGAUAACUUUCGUUCUCCUAUACACGACAACGAUAUCAUUAGGAUACGCAUUGGUAUACAUUCAGGUCCCUGUGUGACUGGAGUAGUAGGGAGGAAGAUGCCUCGAUACUGUCUGUUUGGUGACACCGUUAAUACGGCUGCCAGAAUGGAGUCAACAGGCGCAGGUGGAAGAAUUCAAAUAAGUUCCACAACUCAUGAAAUCAUCAGUCAUUGUGAUUAUUUUCAAUGCACGCCACGGGGAUGGAUAGAAAUCAAGGGUAAAGGGAAAAUGAUGACUUACUGGUUGGAUUCAUCAAAUCAGAAACCUGUUGUUACACUCAUUUCUUAACAUCCGUCAGCAUUUGUACGUUUUAUCGACCCUGUAGAUAAAAGUUUAAUUAAAGGUUCAAAAUCCUUGCAUCAUAGCGUAGAUUCAUCAAGAAUCCUCGGAACUGGCAAACGAAUUUGAUAUGAUUAGAAUCAAAGUACGUUGUGUGGAAAAAAACUGACAUGAACGUUUACAUUGCAUAUAAUUGAUGUGACUUUGAAAUCUUUUUUGCCAAGUAAUAUCUCACGGCAUUUUGUACAUGUUGGAAAGAAUGCGAAUCACCAAGGAACAGAAUACUGAUUCUAUGAUGCCAUAACCUCUUAUCGAAUUUUCAGUGGAGCCAUUGUGUAAAUUGAAUAAUUUGUCUGCACACCCUUGUAUAUUAUUUGUGAAAUAAAUGUUUAAAAAUUAUAUAGCGCUGAUAAGUACAUACCAUUUGGGUUUUUUUUUUUUGGAAAAUAUCAUUGUAACAGCUCACUCCCUACCAAUAACUAUUUGUUAGUCAGUCAAUCCAACGUGUUUGGGGCGUGCAUUUACUUAUAUGCAUGCAUAUGUAUACGAUUCCUACAACAAUGGGUGGUUAUGCAUUAAUGAGUAAGUGAAAAUAACGUACAGUGAAUCAAUCUCAUAAACUCUGUAAACAAUACAAAAUUAAGACUAGGACCUACACGGACCCUUGGUAUUUAGGAGGCGUAAGCAUCCCUUGUUAACCAGUCACUCGACAUGAUCCCUACAAUGUAUAUUGACCAGGUAAACGAAGU
Ostrea edulis (European flat oyster) is the source of this 2615-nucleotide messenger RNA. RefSeq lists its product as uncharacterized. Gene Ontology annotation, molecular function: peptide receptor activity; guanylate cyclase activity. The coding region runs from base 1 to 1875 and encodes 624 amino acids. The transcript is spliced from 5 exons. Gene Ontology annotation, biological process: intracellular signal transduction; receptor guanylyl cyclase signaling pathway; cGMP biosynthetic process. The record is from RefSeq and is a predicted model, not a curated record. NCBI's taxonomy places the organism in Eukaryota, Metazoa, Mollusca, Bivalvia, Ostreida, Ostreidae.